Nothobranchius furzeri (turquoise killifish) is the source of this 3690-nucleotide messenger RNA. RefSeq names its product afadin- and alpha-actinin-binding protein. The record is from RefSeq and is a predicted model, not a curated record. Gene Ontology annotation, biological process: intraciliary transport involved in cilium assembly. NCBI's taxonomy places the organism in Eukaryota, Metazoa, Chordata, Actinopteri, Cyprinodontiformes, Nothobranchiidae. Gene Ontology annotation, cellular component: ciliary basal body; centriolar satellite.
GGUUGUGCGCCUGUUGGUUGUAAGUUCACUGCCAGUCGGACAGGACUACAGAGCUGGCAAACGGGAAGCACUUUGGAAAUACAUAAUUAAUUGCAACGUAAACAGGAAGCUUUGGUAACUACGUUUAAUGAUGCUGAGGCUACUGUAGAGUUGUAUUAAAUGGGUUGGCCCAUCUACGAAGCUGUACAUCCACAGGAGCCACAGGUCAGGACUGCGUAGGUGGAUUUUGUGGUUUGUAAUCUGCAAAUGCCAUAGAUUUUCCAGACUGGUCCUGCACUGCAACAAUGCCGGAGUCCUCGCUGUUCAAGGACGGUCGCCGCAGCUCUGUUGAAAGUAGAACACCCCCCUUGAGGCAGCUGAGCCAGUCGUUGCAGCCACUCCACAGAAAUCCCCACACGAUCAGUAUUUUCUGCUCAGAGCAUAAUGUGCAGGAAUGCCUGUCACACAUCAAUAUGGAAGUCUCGUCACUGGGCCUCCCACCAGUUUGGUCAGAGCUGGAUGGCAGCUCAGUGCUGAAUGUUGUCGCUGUGCUGAAUCGCAUGUAUGACCUGAUUCAGCUGCACCACAAGAGCCUCAGAACUGUGGAAAACAUGGAGGUGGAGCAGCUUAAGCUCAACAGCAAUGUAGACUUCUUGAAGCUCACAACCACUCGGCUAAAGGAACAGCUUGAUGUUUCUAAAAGAGAAAACACAGGACUUCUUGAGAGAGAACGACAGCUCCUGCUGAAAGUCAAGAGUUUGCAAAACUGCCUGAAAAACGAAAAAGAAGAGGUGCAAAAACUUCAGAACAUAAUUGCCAGCCGUGCCAGUCAGUACAAUCACGACAUGAAGAGGAAAGAAAGAGAGUUCAACAAACUGAAGGAGCGAUUAAAUCAACUGCUGGCAGACAAGAAAGAGAGAAAACAAGCUAUUGAUGUCCUCAAUAACAUUGGGAGAGCGGAUGGCAAGAGGAGCCUUUGGAAAACUGAAAAAACAGAGGCAAAGCAUGAGGGGGAGAUGUACAAGACUCUUCUGAAUGACUACGACUCCAGACAAAGGGAGCUUGUGUUGGAAAAUGCUGAGCUGAAAAAAGUUUUACAUCAGAUGAAAAAGGAAAUGAUGUCCGUACUCAGGUCAAGAAAACUGUCCCUGAGAGGAGAGAAAGCUGACUUAAGUGGCACACAGGCCGCUUCAGAGGAGGAUGAGGAAGAGGUGUUUGACUCAGAGCUGACUUGUGUUCAUGCUCGGGAGAAACUCACCAACAGUAUUCGCCUCCAGUGGAGACGACUCAAGAGCCACGUCGAAAGACUGGACAGCCAAGUGUCUUUGACUCAGAUGAGCAAAAGUACAACCGGUGAUCCUGUUCCUCCUCGAGAGACUUGUGAGAAGGAAAUGGAAAGACUCAAACUUGAAAUUCAGCAGUGCAAAGACUUUAUUCAGACACAACAGCAUCACCUACAGCAGAAACUGAGCACCCCCUGUGAUGAAGAUGCUGCUCUACUCCUGAAUGACAGUUACAUGCUUCAGGAGAAGGAGCGCCUGAGAGGGGAGUGGAAAAACCUGGAGGAACAGAGAACGAUCUUUGAGAAAGAGAGGAGUAACUUUACUGAAGCAGCUAUUAGACUGAGCCAUGAGAGAAAAGUCUUUGAAGAGGAUCGAGCAACAUGGCUCAAACACCAUUUUUUAAGCUUGAGUCCAUUUGAAAACUCUAUUAAACCCCAGCUAUCAAAGUCUUCAAGUGCCAUUUUGAUUUCUGAAGCAGACUCGAGUGCACAGUUGGCUCCAGAAAAGCUCAGUUCCUGCUAUUCAAACUCAACUUCUUCACCCAGUGCUUUUAUCACAUCGCCUUCCAUCUCCAACUUGCAGCACACACUUGACCUUAUCCCAGAAAAUGGAUCAACAAAACCUGGAAGAGAAAGAAGCGUCCUCUGUGAAAAUAUUCAUCCAAGAGACAAACUGUGGAAUGACGACAAAGACCUCAGCUCCAAAUGAAGCCAAAAACAUUUCUCAUUUAAUCUAUAUUUGCUGUCAGAGUUUGGUGAUUUUAGAAAAUAGCCUGACUGGCCAAAAAAAAAACCCACAUUGAAAAAAGAUACGUUUUUCAAAGCCAAAAGUUUCUAGUUAACAUAUAAGAGUUAUAUAUAAGUUAAUAUAUAAGAGCCUAAGUCACGCCCAUCUAGUUAUGGGCCAUGGGUCCCUGGAAGAAUGAAAAAAUUAAUGCAAGUCAAUGGGGCUAUAAAAGCUAUUUUCUAAUCCUGUUUGUUAUGUGCCAUGGAUUUCACAUAUUAUGUCAGUGAAUUUUAGAUAUUCUGAUGCCAAGAAAGGGCUUAUUUUCAAAUGGGAGCAAAAGUUAUUUUAGGUUUUGUGUGAAAAUAUGUCCAGGACUACAAAUGCGCAUCACCAAAUUAACAUCAUCAAACCACACACGGAGAAAAGCAGAUGUAAAGUGGCUGUAAGUUUAGCAAACUUCAAAUCAUUUUUUUAAGGAGGAAAGAACCACCAUAAAUCUCACCAUGUAGAAAGUAACAGCUACGCUAGGAAAGAGGAGGUUCUGUGGUAACGUCAUAUAUGCGACGUAACGAUGUCAGACUUGUAGUCAUAGCAAGUACAAAUUUUUACAAGUUGAUGAAUCUCAAAGUACGUGACAGGUGUGGUCGAAACACAUCAUUACCUUUUAAAUUGAAGUACAUCAUAUGUGAGAUCCAGGGCGUAAGGCAAAGCAGAUUAGAAAAGAGCUCUUUUAGCCAUAUUGACUUGCAUUCAUUUUUCCCCUCUAUUUUUGUUAAGCUUUUACAGUGUAAACAUACAAACUUAUAAUAACAAAACACAUGCAUAACAGCAAAGAAAACAGAACCUGACAGGUUAACCAAAAUAGGGAAAUAAGACAAGGCUAAAAAUAAUGAAAAUGGGAGACUUAACCCACCCCACCAUCCCGACGAAGACCUUGUUUUGGAGUUUCUCCAGGACCCCACUAAUUAAUUAGAAGAGCAAGGUUAAAUCAGCUUAAUAUUAGCAAGGUACUGUAUAAAGGGUUGCCAAGUUGCAUCAAAAUAUUGGAGUUUGUCCUUCAAAACGUAUCUUAUUCUUUCCAGAUGUAAUGUAUUUGUUAAUUCCUCCAGCCUUAUUUUGUCUGUUGGAGGUUUUUCCACUCUUCCACCUCGUAAGGAUAACUUUUUUCCCUAUUAUAAGACCGUAUGAAAUGAAGCACCGCUGUGCUUUGUUGAAUUUGUUAAAGGUUUCAGACACUCCAAGAACAAUAUAUAAAGGGUCCGGUUCUAUCACACAUUUCACCACCUCGGACAUCACACUGAAGACCUCAGACCAAAAAUUGCCUAUUUUUGGGCAAAGGACAUGGAGAUGAGCUGCCACGGAGGUUUUGCAUUCAUCACACAAAGGUGAUACUGUAGGAUAUAUAUUAUGUAGUUUUUCCUUUGAGAAAUGAAGUCUAUGUAUGAUUUUAAAUUGAAUAAGACAAUGUCUUGCACUAUGUGAACAGGUGCAAAUCUCCUCAAGGGCACUGUUCCACAAAUCUUCUGCAAUCUGUUCCCCAAAAUAUUUCUCCCAUUUGUGUCUAUAUAUAUAUGGGCAGGCGGGGAAUUUAAUAACUAGAGGUUCUUAUAAAUAUGCGCUAUCAGUUUAGGUUCAUGUAUCUGCAAUUUCAAGCAGUCAUCUAUUAAAUAAAGUUUUUGGUUCGGUCUGAAAAUCCUCAGAA